CCGGUCCCGUGACCACGAAUUCCCUGCAAUUUUGCCGGAGUCCUGGGUUUAAUAGAGAGAGUCCCCAUACGCUUGUAUUUAUCAGCAAUAUACUAUUAUAAAGGCCCAAAAUUAAAAAAAAAAAGUGUGGGGGAGAGAGAGAGACAACGAUCCCCCCUCCCAAAAUCGCUCCAUCACAUAAACCUGGGGGGGGCUGGAGGGGGGGUCCCUUCCGAUCCUCCCUCCUGAGGCCCCCCCCCAGCAGGCCCCCCUCCCCCACCAUUGAAAGCCAUGAAUUUUGAAUUUGAGAGGGAGAUUGGGUUUAUAAACAGCCAGCCAUCGCUUGCCGAGUGUCUGACUUCCUUCCCCGCUGUCUUGGAGACAUUUCAAACUUCAUCAAUCAAGGAGUCGACAUUAAUUCCUCCUCCUCCUUUCGAGCAAACCUUCCCCAGCCUCCAGCCCAGCGCCUCCUCCACCCUUCAGAGACCCGGGAGCCAAAAGCCAGCCGAAGAUGGGCCCGCUCUGCCGCCGCCGCCACCACCGCCGCUUCCCGCGCCCCCCCAGGCCCCCGAGUUCCCCUGGAUGAAAGAAAAGAAAUCCGCCAAGAAACCCAGCCAAUCCGCCGCGUCUCCGCCAACAGCCACCUCCGUUCCGGCCUCCGGGGUCGGCUCGCCCGCAGAGGGCCCGGCGGCGUUGGCAGAGACGGCGGGCGGCGCUGCCCGCAGGCUGCGCACGGCUUAUACCAACACGCAGCUGCUGGAGCUGGAGAAGGAAUUCCACUUCAACAAGUACCUGUGCCGGCCGCGUCGCGUCGAGAUCGCGGCCCUGCUGGACCUCACCGAAAGGCAGGUCAAAGUGUGGUUCCAGAACCGGCGCAUGAAGCACAAGCGGCAGACGCAGCAUCGCGAGCCGCCCGACGGAGAGCCCGGCUGCACCGGCGUCUUGGAGGACAGCGGCGAGCCCGGCAACGAGCCGGUGGCUAGUCCGGGCCGGCCCUCUGGCUUGCACGCGUCGCGGGAUGCCUGUUCUCGGGCCGCUGAGAUGGUGCCGGGAUCCCGGCCUUUGGUCGAGUGCUUGGAGGUUGCGGGUGCGUCGAGCCCCGGUGGCACCCAGCGCCGGGCCAGGGCGGGCGGCUUGGAGCCGGAGACCGUGCUGGAAGACGCUUUCCAAACCGAGCGGCAAGAUUCCCCGCUCCUGCCUGACUUCAACAUCUUCGCGGCCGACUCCUGUCUCCAGCUGUCCGAAGGCCUCUCCCCCAGCCUUCAGGGCUCGCUCGACAGCCCGGUUCCCUUCUCGGAGGAAGAGCUGGAUUUCUUCACCAGCACCCUCUGUGCCAUCGACCUGCAGUUCCCCUAAUCAAUUUAUUUGCUCCUUUUGGCCCUGUAGACACCCCUGGUCCCUUAUCCCGCACCUCCCACCCCCAGCUCCUAUAGACUGUUUGAUGUGUUUUGCUAAAAUUCAGGUAUUAUUGACUUAACGUGGAAUCCACCUUUGUCUGAAAUAUUGGACACUCCGGCGUCUUCUUUUUUCUUUUUUUUAAAUCACACAGAAAAAUUCCGUUUGAUAGACUCCUUCCCACGAAAUCUCAGGAAUAAGAAACUCUGGGGGGGGGGGCAGGGGGUUGCUUUCUUAAAAAAAAAACAAACACAAGAGGAACCUAUUUUCCUCUUGUUUUUUUUUUUCAGUAUUAGAUCGUAGCUUAUUUAUUAAAAUUCUUUAAUAGGAAAAGGGGAGAGUAUUUAUUGUACAUUAUUUUCAUAGAUUGAAUAAAUGUCUUUAUACUACAGAAACGA
Molecule: messenger RNA, 1772 nt
Organism: Suncus etruscus (white-toothed pygmy shrew)
Lineage: Eukaryota; Metazoa; Chordata; Mammalia; Eulipotyphla; Soricidae
Gene: HOXB2
Product: homeobox B2
Exons: 2
Coding region: 271-1335 (354 amino acids)
Biological process (GO): regulation of DNA-templated transcription
Molecular function (GO): DNA binding; DNA-binding transcription factor activity, RNA polymerase II-specific
Source: RefSeq, a predicted model, not a curated record